This is a messenger RNA of Prorocentrum cordatum, 267 nucleotides long. Lineage: Eukaryota; Dinophyceae; Prorocentrales; Prorocentraceae. The record is from the annotation of a GenBank genome assembly.
AUGGCCUGCUGCCGCUCCCCCGACGCCGACUUCGCGGCGCUGCGCCGCUCCGAGGAGCGCCUCGUGCGGGGCGCCGUGCGGGGGUCCUCCACGCUGGGCGCGGUCGUGAGCCGGGACACGCUGGUGGAGUCCCCGCGCGACCCCGUCGUGGGCCACGCCGUGCUGCACUGCCUCGAGCUGCGGCCCGCGGGCCUCGGCGUGCCCCUGGGCCCGGCCGAGCGCGACCUCGCCGUGGCCGACGGCGCGGCGGGCGAGGGUGCCGUGCUG